ACUGGGGCUACUCUGAGGUUUUGCCUCUUUUUACAGCUCAAAGAGAAAGACCAUUCCCCCCAUUCUCUCAUUCUCAUAUCACCUACACUUCCUUCCUAAUCCUUCUUCUCUCUUCCCUUUUUCACAUACACUGAUACACACAAAAACAAACAAGACCAAACUAUAUUCUUCUUACUGAAACAUCAACUAUUUGUGUGUUUGUGUUUGUGUUUGUGUUUGUGUUUGAGUUUGUGAAAGAUGAGCAAUUGCAAGUUCAUAAAGUGUGUGACAGUGGGAGAUGGAGCUGUGGGAAAGACAUGCUUACUUAUCUCCUACACAAGCAACACCUUCCCUAAUGAUUAUGUACCAACUGUGUUUGAUAACUUCAGUGCCAAUGUGGUGGUGAAUGGGCAAACUGUUAACAUGGGUCUUUGGGACACUGCUGGUCAAGAAGAUUACAACAGGCUCAGGCCUCUUAGCUACCGAGGUGCCGAUGUUUUCAUUCUCGCCUUUUCCGUCAUCAGUAAGCCUAGUUUUGAGAAUGUGUCCAAGAAAUGGCUUCCGGAGUUGAGACAUUAUGCACCGACGGUGCCCAUUGUGCUUGUGGGAACUAAACAAGAUUUAAGGGAAGACAAACAGUUCCUCAUGGAUCAUCCCGGCGCAUGUACUAUUUCUGCCGAGCAGGGUGAAGAGCUGAAGAGGCAAAUUGGUGCAACUGCCUACAUCGAAUGCAGUUCUAAAACUCAGCAGAAUGUAAAGAAUGUUCUUGACUCCGCAAUCAAAGCAGUGAUUCAGCCACCUAAACAGAAAAAAGAAAGGAGACAAAACAAGAUCUGCAACUUUCUUUAGUAUAUGAUGAGAUUGCAUAACUUUUUCCUUUUGUUUUCUUGUUUGUUUUGACUUUUUUUUUUCCUUAUUUAUUGGGAGAUGUAUAGCAAGCUUUGUCAUGGUGUUCAUUUCUAUAUAUACACACACAUGAUAUGAAACUUAAGUUGUGUUGU
Messenger RNA from Dioscorea cayenensis subsp. rotundata (Guinea yam), 980 nucleotides. RefSeq names its product rac-like GTP-binding protein RAC2. Gene Ontology annotation, cellular component: cell cortex; cell projection; cytoplasmic vesicle. Lineage: Eukaryota; Viridiplantae; Streptophyta; Magnoliopsida; Dioscoreales; Dioscoreaceae. The coding region runs from base 238 to 828 and encodes 196 amino acids. Gene Ontology annotation, molecular function: protein kinase binding; GTPase activity; GTP binding. The transcript is spliced from 7 exons. The record is from RefSeq and is a predicted model, not a curated record. Gene Ontology annotation, biological process: establishment or maintenance of cell polarity; actin filament organization; regulation of cell shape.